Molecule: messenger RNA, 3832 nt
Organism: Neoarius graeffei (lesser salmon catfish)
Lineage: Eukaryota; Metazoa; Chordata; Actinopteri; Siluriformes; Ariidae
Gene: scinlb
Product: scinderin like b
Exons: 17
Coding region: 114-2276 (720 amino acids)
Biological process (GO): actin filament severing; barbed-end actin filament capping; actin polymerization or depolymerization
Cellular component (GO): actin cytoskeleton; cytoplasm
Molecular function (GO): actin filament binding; phosphatidylinositol-4,5-bisphosphate binding
Source: RefSeq, a predicted model, not a curated record
UUAUAGUGUGCACACAAGUGUGUGUGUGUCAGUUUGGACAGGAAACUCCUCCAGCCCAAACUGUUCUGCUCAGCUCCUCUCUCCCUCUUUCUCUUCAAACUAAUCAAGGCAUCAUGGUGGCCCACAAGGAGUUCGCUACAGCCGGGAAGGCACCUGGUCUGCAAAUUUGGCGUAUAGAGAGCAUGGACCUCAAGCCUGUUCCCAAGAACCUGUAUGGAAACUUCUUCACUGGAGAUGCCUACCUCCUGCUGUACACCACAUCUGCACCAUCCUACUACAUCCACAUGUGGCUGGGAGACGAGUGCUCGCAGGACGAGAGUGGAGCAGCGGCUAUCUUUGCCACGCAGCUGGAUGACUAUCUCGGCGGUGGCCCAGUCCAGUUCCGCGAAGUCCAGAAUAAUGAAUCUGUUAUCUUCCUGGGGUACUUCAAGUCUGGCAUUAAGUAUCAGAAAGGUGGUGUUGCAUCUGGUUUCCAUCACGUGGUGACUAAUGAAACGAAUGUGAAGCGUUUGCUGCAUGUGAAGGGCCGGAGAGCGAUCAGAGCCACUGAAGUCGACCUGUCCUGGUCCAGCUUUAAUAAGGGCGACUGCUUUAUCGUGGACUUGGGACAGAACAUCUACCAGUGGACCGGCAGUGAGUGUAACCGCUUUGAGAUGGUGAAGGCGUCUCAGGUGGCCAUCGACAUCCGCGAUAACGAGCGCAACGGCAGAGCCAAGCUGAGCAUAGUGGAGGAGGGAUCAGAGCCGCAGGAGCUUAUUGAUGCUCUCGGCCCCAAAACGAGCAUUGCUCCUUCCACGCCUGAUGACGACAAGGUUGAGACGACCAACAAGAACAAGGGGGCGUUGUACCUGAUCUCCGACGCCACCGGCUCCAUGAAGACGUCUGUCGUGGCUCAAUCCAGUCCGUUCAAACAGGAAAUGCUGUCAAUUAAUGACUGCUACAUCCUGGACAACGGCGUGGACCGUAACGUGUUUGUAUGGAAAGGUUCGAACGCUAACACGGAGGAGCGCAAAGCGGCCUUGAAAGUGGCUCAGGAGUUUAUUAAACAGAAGAACUACUCCAGUAAAACCCAGAUCCAGUUGCUGCCUGCAGGGGGCGAGACGACUCUCUUCAAGCAGUUCUUCAGUGACUGGAAGGAUAAGGACCAGACCACGGGCCCAACCAAAGCCUACACUAUCGGCAGGAUCGCACAAGUGAAGCAGAUCCCCUUCGACGCCUCGACCCUGCACACCAACCAGACCAUGGCGGCGCAGCACAACAUGGUGGACGACGGGUCUGGAAAGGUUCAGAUCUGGCGUGUGGAGGACGGAGCUCGCGUCCCCGUGGAUCCUGCUUCAUAUGGUCAGUUCUUCGGCGGUGACUGUUACAUCAUUCUGUACAGCUAUAAACAGGGCAGCAGAGAGCAGCACAUCAUCUACUUCUGGCAGGGACUGAAGAGCACUCAGGACGAGCGGACCGCCUCCGCCUUCCUCACCGUGCAGCUGGACGACUCCAUGGGCGGAGCUCCUGUCCAGGUGCGUGUCACUCAGGGUCAGGAGCCGCCUCACCUCAUGAGCUUGUUUAAAGGAAAGCCCAUGAUCAUCCACAGUGGAGGAACGUCACGUAAAGGAGGGCAGACGGAAGCAGGAACCACACGUCUCUUCCACAUCCGCACCAGCACCGCCAAAGCCACUCGAGCUGUGGAGGUGACACCUUGUGCAUCCAACCUCAACUCCAACGACGUGUUCGUGCUCAAGUCUCCUCAGUCGCUGUUUGUAUGGCGUGGUGUCGGUGCCACUGCGGAGGAAGCUCUAGGGGCCAAAUUCGUUGUCAGCUUCCUGGGAGGGAAUCCCACCGAGGUAGCCGAGGGCAAAGAACCAGCGGGAUUCUGGGCUGCUCUGGGAGGGAAGAAGGAAUAUCAGACUUCCAAAACUCUGAAGAAUACGAUCAAACCCCCUCGUCUGUUUGGCUGCUCCAACAAGACCGGCUGUCUCACGGUUGAGGAGGUACCUGGUGACUUCACUCAGGCAGAUUUGGCCACCGAUGAUGUCAUGUUGCUGGACUCUUGGGACCAGAUCUUCCUGUGGGUGGGCAAGGAUGCUAACGAAGUGGAAAAGACCGGCGCUCCAAAAAUCGCUAAAGAGUACGUGGACACAGACCCAGCUGGCCGGCGUGGUAUCCCCAUCACCACCAUUAAACAAGGUGCCGAGCCUCCGACCUUCACAGGCUGGUUCCAAGGCUGGGACGCCCACAUGUGGGACACCGACCCCUUGGAGAGGAUCCGCAUUAGCUUUUAACUCCAUUUUCUCCUCUAACUGCUAUUUGCACUUAGCAGGCCUGAUGCACAAACAGCCAAUUUUUCAUAUAUUCCUUUACACUUUUUUAUUUUUAUCAUAUCUCACACACGUGCUAAUGUGCCAUAUGGAAAGUGAUGAACGGGUUAGCUGGCGUUUAUGAUGAUUAUGUAUAAUCUUUUCUUGCUAAAGUUAGAAUGGCCAUGAAUUUCAAAUCUUACUAAUAAUGAAUGACACAAAAUGUGCCAUUAGUUUGAAUUCGACAGUUUCUCAGAUCCUGGAAAAUGGUUAAAUCCUGUAAUAUUAAGGAUUAAUCAUGCGCUGGUCAUUCAGGACAUUUUACGUCUAAUCAGAGGUGCUUAAAGUGCUAGUCUUAUAAAUAUGACCUCAUAAAAUCCUGGGUUUUCUGUGUGUGAUGUGCUCAAACAGGUUAUAAAAUUCACCAAUAAAUAAAAAAAAAUUGGUUUGAAAAAUAUUUUUUUUUUCAUCUGAAUUCUGUUCCAGAAAUCAUUAAAAGCUUGUCCGCAGUUAGAUCGCAGCGAUUUAUUGGUCAGCGGUGCUGCAUGUGUGACGUCAUAUGCGCCACUGCCACCUUUUGUAAAACUACACAAUUUUACGAAAACAAGGACAAAGAAGUGACUCAGAGGAAGCAUGUUUCGGUUUGCUUUUAGAUCAGUAAUCGUCGGUCAUCUAAGUAUUAUAUUCAGCCACAUAGAAACUACCUGAGAACGUUAUUGAUCUGACGAAGGACAACUAAUCAAUUCAAGCAACAGACUAAACACGAGCUGGACACUUCCUGUGCAGCGGUGAGCUCUUUGGGACGGCAUUUCUGACUUUUGUUUCCAGAUGGUAGGAACUGCUCCGUGUCCCAGACGUCGCUCAAAUCCUUCUCUGUGAAUCUGCCUCACAAAUUUAUCUUUUUCAAAAUAUUUGGAGAAGACACCAAACCAUCCUGUCAGCUUAAAGUUACCUCUCUUUAUCCGUACAAAUCGAACCCAUUCAUUCCCUAAGUGUCCUGCCGACUUUGGGCAAUAAUGGAUCAAAAUUCUGCCUUUUUUUUUUUAAAUCGGCUGCACUUGAAGAGCCUUGAAUGACACACCUCUUAGGAGGCAUGCUUUGGUUUUAAUUUUGUUUUGGAAUUAAAAAAAAAAAUUAAAAACGUGCUGCACUCUGCCAACAAACAAAGCCAGAAAUGCCGUGAACUUUUAAGUGUUGCGCAUAUGACAUCACUUCCUUUGAAUUAACGUUAACUCACCAGGAACACAUUCGUGUAACAGCGGACUCAAAGAGCCAAACUUUACUGGCUAAACAGAACAUGUUCCUGGUCUCAUAUUAAAAUACAAUUUCGACAGUAAACUAUUUAACAUGUCUAGUUUUAUAAGGUAUAAUUUCCAGGGGUGAUGUCAUUUUCGUAAGAUGAGCACUUUAAGUCCUGCUUGUCAAACAGAAAUUCUGCCAGUUAGCUCAGAUGUAUUCUCAUGAACGCUGUGUAAGAUGAUGAUGCUGGAAACAAAUAUUCUUAAUAAACUUUUAACUAUUUUGUGUGUGAUUCGAUUUAA